Molecule: messenger RNA, 1515 nt
Organism: Prorocentrum cordatum
Lineage: Eukaryota; Dinophyceae; Prorocentrales; Prorocentraceae
Source: the annotation of a GenBank genome assembly
AGCCGCUUGGACUCGGGCCGCCUCGACGCCCGCCCGAGCGUCCCGCUUCGGCAUGCGAGUGUCCGUGGUCACCUGCGCUGGGCGCGAGGCCUCGGGAGAGGGGCGCGUGGACACAGCCGUCUGGCCUGCGCGGGCCAAUCUUGCGGCCAGAUCCUGGUUUGCGUGCGUUUCGGGCUCCCAGCCGGGUCGGGACGCCCCGUGCACCCAAGGCCCGGCCCGAGGCGGCCUCGGCGGCCAUCUGGAGGCCGGGUGCCCAAAACCACAUACGCACAGCCUCUCGGAGUUCCGCGCCAGAUGCACUGGGGCGGCGCUGGACCACCACUGCGCCUCCGGCGCCACCUCUGGCAGGCGCGAUCCUCACAGUGUGGAUCACGGUUGUAUCGUGCUGUGCUCCCCGACGCCCUUCUGUCUCCCAGAGGCCGCGGCUUUGGAUGCCGACCCGUCGUGGCAGCUGCGCGACGUGCUCGCGGCGGUGCCCGCGCAGGGCGGGCCGCUCGACAGCCGGAGGCGCAUCUUCUGCGGCGGGGCGGAGCUGCGCGGGAGCGCCACCCUGGCCGAGGUGGGGGCCGAGAGUGGCGCCGAGCUGAGUCUGGUGGUGACCGGGCGGUUCACGUGGUGGCUGGGUGCUCUGAUGGGUCGGCGAAGAUUUGGUCUGCGGGUUCCGGGGAGUGCCUCCGCACGCUGGAGGGCCAUCGUGAUCAGGUGACUUCGGUCACGUUCUCGCCGGAUGGGCAGGAGGUGCUGACCGCUUCGGACUUCGAUGACUGCACGGCGAAGGUCUGGUCAGCGAGUUCUGGGGAGUGUUUGCGCACGAUGGAGGGCCACCAGGAUGGUGUGUGGUCGGCCGUGUUCUCGCCCAGUGGGCAGAAGGUGCUGACCGCUUCGAAGGACGGCACUGCGAAGAUCUGGUCCACAAGCUCUGGAGAAUGCUUGGUCACUCUUGGUGGCCAUAUGGGAAGCGUGUGGUCGGCCGCGUUCUCGCCCUGUGGGCGCGAGGUUCUGACGGCUUCCAGUGAUGGCACAGUGAAGAUAUGGUCCGCGGACACUACUGAGUGCUUGCGCACGCUGGAAGGCCACGGUGACAUUGUGUGGUCGGCCGUGUUCUCGCCGGAUGGGCAGCAGGUGUUGACCGCCUCCCGCGAUGGCACGGCGAAGAUGUGGUGUGCGGGCUCAGGAGAAUGCCUCCGCACGCUGCGGGGCCACCGUGUGUGUGUCUGGUCGUCCGUCUUCUCUCCCGACGGGCAGCAGGUGCUGACCGCAUCGGUCGAUCGCACCGCGAAGGUCUGGUCCGCCGGCUCUGGAAGGUGCCUGGGCACGCUCGAGGGCCACCGGGGUGGCGUGUGGUCGGCCGUGUUCUCGCCCGACGGGCAAGCGGUACUGACUGCGUCGGACGACGGCACGGCGAAGAUUUGGUCUGCUGGUUCUGCGGAGUGUCUCCGCACGCUGGAGGUCGACCAAAGAACUGUGAUGUCGGCCGCGUUUUCCCCGCUGUAGUUUGGCCCCUCGCGUGCUGAA